UCCUCUUUCCACGUCCUUCCUCUCCCACCGACGUCGAGCCCUCCUUGCCCUCUCCUCAUCUCCCCAUAAAAGCCAGCACAGUGCACUUUACGAGUUCGUCUCUCUCGUUCACCAUGUUCUUCUCUAAGAUUGCUGCUUCAAUUGCGCUUGCCGCCCCUCUGGUCUCUGCUCUGACCAUUACAACACCGACAAACUGGACGUCAACUGGUCCAGCGGUGAUCACCUGGUCCGCUGUGAACGGCGACCCACAGACGUUCUCCAUUGAGCUUAUCAACAACGUCUUCAACCGACAGUUCGCUCUUGCGAACAACGUUGCCACUGGAGCGAUGACCCUUAGUCUCACCUUGCCCAGUGUGCCCGAAGGCGAUGGUUACAACCUGCAGUUUGUGAACAUUGGUAACCUUACCGAUGUGUUCGCCCAAACUGGAGAUUUCGCAAUUGGUGCUGCGGUAUCUUCUUCGACGACCUCAACAAGUGCGUCUGCGUCUGGAUCUGGUACGACCGUAGCAAAUGCAACUGUGACACCUCAAUCAUCAAGUGGUUUCGGCACAACAGUUUCAAACACUGGUUCAGGUGCAUCUGGGGCCACUGGAUCCGUAACCGGCUCUGGAGCUGUUGGUUCUACAACGCCAUUCAACAACGGCGCCGCUGCGCUUGGCCUGUCCCACAAGGAUCUUGUCAGCUUCGCAGUCAUGGCUGGAGCCGCUCUCGCGGGCGCACGCCUCGUCGGCUUCUAAUUCCCACAGUAAAAUUGGAGAGUUUGGAGAACAGCUUCUAUCAUUCGAUUCUUCGGACUCACUUUUACGCGUUGCUUCCUUUCUGUUCGUUUCACACACCACUCUGUUCAUUCAUGAUAGCAUUCGUAUUGGACUCAUGACCGGACUACUGCAUUCCACGCCUUUGGACGAACUUUUUUCUUUUCUUUUCUUUUUGUUAGUCUCAGACAAUUUGUUAGGCGUCAGUACCGUGUUGCAUGUCCUUGACCUUUUUCAUUUGGUGUGUUUGUCUGUGUUUUUGCUGCUUUGGAUGAUCUCCGCCAGCUAUCCGCUCUUUAAUGCAUUUCUCGUUUAAUCCUGGGCAUAUGAAGCUUCGAACGGUGUGAUGGAGUGUGUGUUUUGAACGAAACGUGUAAGCCAUUUGGCGUUUUUGUUGAUAUCCUGAUGAUGUUCCAAG
Molecule: messenger RNA, 1173 nt
Organism: Fomitiporia mediterranea MF3/22
Lineage: Eukaryota; Fungi; Basidiomycota; Agaricomycetes; Hymenochaetales; Hymenochaetaceae
Exons: 5
Coding region: 114-737 (207 amino acids)
Source: RefSeq, a predicted model, not a curated record